Messenger RNA from Agrilus planipennis (emerald ash borer), 670 nucleotides. Its product is annotated as myosin light chain alkali-like. The transcript is spliced from 5 exons. Lineage: Eukaryota; Metazoa; Arthropoda; Insecta; Coleoptera; Buprestidae. The coding region runs from base 1 to 375 and encodes 124 amino acids. The record is from RefSeq and is a predicted model, not a curated record. Gene Ontology annotation, cellular component: muscle myosin complex. Gene Ontology annotation, molecular function: calcium ion binding.
AUGAUUUGGGUCAGGGAUUUGCAAANAGGACUGCGUCUCAGUUCGACCGUAGCUAAGGACUGCGUCUCAGUUCGACCGGUCUGUUGUUUUCCAGGUGAGAAGAAACUCAAAGUAGAAGAAUUCUUACCCAUUUACGGUCAAGUUAAAAAAGAAAAAGAACAAGGCACCUACGAGGAUUUCUUGGAAUGUCUGAAAUUGUACGACAAAGAAGAAAAUGGUAAGAUGAUGGCUGCUGAACUUGCACACACGCUUCUUUCCCUUGGCGAAAGGUUAACAGACGCUGAAUGUGACCAAAUCCUUAAAGACUGUAUGGACAAAGAAGACGAUGAUGGAUUUAUUCCAUAUGCUCCUUUCCUCAAGAACCUCAUGGCAUAAACAAUUUAUCUACACUAAUUUUAUUCUCCUUUUUGAGUGGUCGUGUUAUCACUAAACUCAAGAAGAAGUACGUAAAUGAAGCAAAUUCAUCCUAAGUAUGCCAUCGUCGCAAAAGGCAAUUUAGGUCGUUACUUGUAAUGACUACAAACACAGCACAACCUGCCAACUUAAUAAACAACUAAAUGUAAAUCAUUCAAUUUCGUUUUAUUGUAAAUUUUAUCCACUCAAUUGGAACAAAUCGUGGUAACCGUAUUAAUAUUUAAUUUAAUUAUAAUAAAGUUAUUUUGAAAACGUU